Molecule: messenger RNA, 547 nt
Organism: Notodromas monacha
Lineage: Eukaryota; Metazoa; Arthropoda; Ostracoda; Podocopida; Cyprididae
Source: the annotation of a GenBank genome assembly
UGGCGCUCUGUCACCUGGUUUGUGGAAACGUGGCAGUUUCACGAGAAUGCCCCGGAUUGCACGAAAGCGGAAGAAGUGGGUUCGGAAAGGCCGCUGAAGGUGCUUCUUGUGCGUUUUGGGCAGUGGCGGAACAACCGCACCGAGUAUUUGUGUCCUCGCAAAAGGCAUCAUGGAACCCGCGGCAUACAGGCAUUUAGGGUUGAAAAAAGAAAAUCUGACACCAAGCAUUGGCCGUUUUUCCUGUUCGCACUUGUAACCCUGAGCUUGUGCUGGAUGGCGAAUCCGUGCGAUGCCAUGCCCAAGCACCACCCCAUGCGCCACCGGUUCACCAAGAUCCGGCGCCACGGGAUGCAGCGCCAGCCUGCCAGAGCCGACAAGGCGACACGCUGCACCCACUACGACCACGACUACUUGCUGGUGCACCGAGACAACGCACUGGUGGCCAGCAGUCGGGCCAGCAGCCGGGUCAAGGCCAACGGCAACCUAGAGCUGCGCCAAUGCGCCCUCUCUGCCGACUGCAACACGUCAGGUAUGCAUCCGUAACCCG